UAAAACAUUUGCACAUCUGGCAGGCUCAUAGCUACUGGACUCACACACACAUACACACACACACAGACACAGAGGGAAAGACGGAGAGCAAGAGAGAUGUUCGCUGCAAGGCUUCAUUCACUCUGAUCCUGUGACAAUCUCACAGCCCCACACCUCUCUCCUUGGGCUGACACAUGCGAGGCAGGAGCCUGAGAAGAGAGCGGAGCUGCCUCGUCCUGUUGGAGGAGGGUUUGUAACUGGGCAGUGAGGAGUUUCAACACUGCUCCUUGAGGUGGAGGAGAGACGGGCGGAAGAUUUCGUGUGUCUUAUGUGUUUCAUUUGGACACUCGACCAUUGCCGAGGGGUCGCCACCGACAUUACAUUUUAAAACAAAACAUGUUUUAGUUUUCUUCGGGGUGUCUGUUGUGUCUGGUUUUCUGAGUCAAUGGAAGGUUAAGGACAAAAAGGAAAACAAACACACACUGCGCCAAAUAGAUACAUUUAUUUUCCGCAACUGGGAAGCGCCAGGACUAACGAUGGAGACGGGCUCAAUGCGGAUCCUUCCAAAUGAAACGGGCCGCUCUGCAGCUGAAUUGAAAUCGUUUUAAUCUCUUUUAAUUUGUUCGGGAGCCUGACUUUUUUUUCUGAGCACUCCCCACCACCACCCCCACCCCGCCCAACCCCACUCCACCUCCCGUCGGCCCGAUCCCAGCAAUGAUGCUGCUCCGCAGAUUCCGGGUGCUUAUCGUCACGGUGUUUCUGAUCGCCUGCACCAUGCACAUUCUCAUUGACUUGCUGCCCAAGCUGGAGCGGAGACCGGAGCCGGGGCUUUCCGGAGGAGGGGCUGGACCGGGCUGCCCCUGUCAGCACCGGGACUCGCUGCUUGUUGGUCCCGAGCUGCAGCCGGGGCUCCCGGCCUGGGGCAAGCCACUAGCUGGGGCCGCUCCUCCAGGAGGGGGUGCCGGAGGAGAUGCUGUUGUCUGGCCCAACAAACACACCCUCCGGAUCCUGCAGGAUUUCAGCAGCGACCAGGCAGCCGGAUCGAACCGGAGCGGCUCGCAGACCCUGGCUAAGGCUGAGGAAACCGGACUGAGAGCGGGUGAGGAGCACUACAAGAGGCUGAUCCCAGAUCGGGUCCUGGAGGCUGUAAUCCGAGCUCCCGGCCAGUUCUCCAAACUGACUGCACUCUUCAAACAUCCUCUGUACCAGAGCCCGCUCCCAGCACUUACUCAAGGAGAAAUCUUGUUCAACAUUAAUACCGACAUAAAAUUUAACCCUAAACUUCCCCGCGACUGGGUGAAUGAAGAUGAGGAGGGUCUUGCAGCGACUGGCGAUCCCCCCAUAGACUCGUACCCCAACUGGUUAAAAUUUCACAUCGGGAUAAACCGCUAUGAGUUAUAUUCUCGCCACAAUCCAGCCAUUGAAGCUUUGCUGGAAGAUCUAGUGAGCCAGCGGAUCUCCAGCGUAGCGAUGAAAUCUGGAGGCACACAGUUAAAACUCAUCAUGUCUUUCCAAAACUACGGCCAGGCACUCUUUAAACCAAUGAAACAAACCAGAGAACAGGAGACGCCGCCAGAUUUCUUCUACUUUUCUGAUUUCGAGCGACACAACUCCGAGAUUGCUGCCUUCCACCUGGACAGAAUUCUGGAUUUCCGCCGCGUGCCGCCUGUUGCCGGGCGACUGGUUAACAUGACCAAAGAAAUCAGGGACGUGACCCGUGACAAGAAGCUCUGGAGGACAUUCUUCAUCUCCCCAGCCAACAAUGUGUGCUUCUACGGAGAGUGUUCCUACUAUUGUUCUACCGAGCAUGCUCUGUGUGGGAAGCCUGACCAGAUCGAAGGCUCACUGGCUGCUUUCCUACCUGAUCUGGCGCUGGCUAAAAGGAAAACCUGGAGGAAUCCAUGGCGACGGUCUUAUCACAAACGCAAGAGAGCGGAGUGGGAGGUUGAUCCUGAUUAUUGCGAGGAAGUCAAACAGACUGCCCCUUACAACAGCGGCACCCGGCUUCUCGAUCUCAUCGACAUGACUAUUUUUGACUUCCUUAUGGGAAAUAUGGAUCGGCACCAUUAUGAAACUUUUGAAAAAUUUGGAAAUGAUUCAUUUAUUAUUCAUCUGGACAAUGGACGUGGGUUUGGGAAACACUCACAUGAUGAGCUCUCCAUCCUGGUGCCAUUGAAUCAGUGUUGCAGAAUAAAGGAAUCGACAUACCGCCGGCUACAGCUCCUGGCUAAAGAAGAGUACAAGCUGAGCGAGGUGAUGGCAGAGUCACUCGAACGGGACAAACUCUCACCCAUUCUGAUAGAGCCGCACCUGAAAGCCAUGGACAGGAGGUUACGAAUCAUUUUAAGAUCAGUCAGCGACUGUGUGGAAAAGGAAGGACGAAGUGCUGUGGUGGAGAACGACAUAGACUACGAUUUCAAUUCAAUUGCGACCAAUAGGUAGUAGAGGGAGGGUGACCUCUUCUCUCGUUUUUUUUAACUCGUGUAAGUGAGAAAUGGAAAGUCUUACAGAGACUGGCUAUUUAUGUUACUUUUUGAAUUCAGUGAAUUCAGAACAGAGAUGUAAUUGUUCCCAAAUAUGUAAAGUAUAGACUCCAUCCCAGAUUAUUAUAACUGAAGUUUCUAAGUUAAAGCAUUUAUUUGUUUUUCUCGAUGAUAUCCAGUUCUGAGAUGUGAAUAUUGAACAGGUAGGAGUGUGCAAUCCCAAAACCGAAGAAUUUUUCAAAUAGAUAUAUAUAUAUAUAGAGAGAGAGAGAGAGAUUAUAUAUAAAGAGGAAUCAUGUUAAUGAGUGAAAAUACUUGAAAGCUGGUUAAACUGAUCUGAGCAACCUGGGCAUUGCUCAUUCCAAAAUGAGGCAGCAAAGCUGUAAUGUCGAUUCUCCUUCCAGCACAUGUCAAGCAGCCACUGCCAGCUUUGCUUUUCAAGUUCUUUGGUGUACAGUCACAGGCUGGUGAGCUGGUUUCUUGUGGCUGUAGGCUUUUGCAUUCACAGUGUUCUCAGAGGGGGGUGGGCGGGUGUGCGGUGUGUGGUUAAUGUUUUUGCGAUACGGUGAAAGUGCAAUAAAGAUUAUGGCAACAACUCGUGUCUGGUCUGCAUCACGAGAUUAAUUCGGUGGGGGAUUGAGGGGCAGGCUGUUUGAUGGUGCUUGGACAAUUCUCAAAGAGCAAGGUCUUCAAAGCUCAGAUGGGCCCUAACUAAAGCUGCUGUCCCCAAUGUCCUGUCCUACAUCCCACUGGUGCACAGCCCCAUUGUGGCCAAUUGCCCUCUAACCAUUCAUCCAAGGAGCUACUGAAGAUCAAAAGGACAUUGGCAAUUUGAAAUGAUAAAAUCCCACUGCACAGGAGAAGGCCAUUCAGUUUAUCAAGUCUCUGCAAGCCCUUUGAAAAGGGUAUCCAGUUAGUUCUGUUUCUUUCUGUUCUGUGUCCGUGGCCCAAAGAGUAUUCACUUUUCAAUAUUUUUUACUGAUUAACUUUGGAUUGUUGCUUUCAAAUAU
Molecule: messenger RNA, 3472 nt
Organism: Stegostoma tigrinum
Lineage: Eukaryota; Metazoa; Chordata; Chondrichthyes; Orectolobiformes; Stegostomatidae
Product: extracellular serine/threonine protein kinase FAM20C-like
Exons: 10
Coding region: 694-2421 (575 amino acids)
Biological process (GO): protein phosphorylation
Cellular component (GO): Golgi apparatus
Molecular function (GO): protein serine/threonine kinase activity
Source: RefSeq, a predicted model, not a curated record